ACAACAAGUCACGAUGGUUCAGUGGAAAGCUGAGGAACGCGCUGCGAUACAGGCUGUCUUCGCCAAACUCGACUACGAGUCGGUGGGCCGCGAGACCUUGACGAGGCUCUUGGUGGUCUACCCUUGGACUCGGCGGUACUUUGGUGGAUUUGGAAACCUGUUCAACUCCGAGGCAAUCAUGGCUAACCCAAAGGUCGCAGCGCACGGGGUUGUAGUGCUCAAAGGUCUGGAGAUGGCUCUUAAAAACAUGGAUGAUAUCAAGAACACCUACGCUUCCCUUAGCGAGCUUCACUCAGAGAAACUGCAAGUCGACCCGGGCAAUUUCCAGCUCUUGGGUGACUGCCUGACCGUGGUGAUCGCUACUCGCAUGAGGUCUGAGUUCACCCCAGACAUCCAAGCUGCGUGGCAGAAGUUCCUGGCGGUUGUUGUGUCAGCUCUGAGAAAGCAGUAUAAUUGAUUCAUCGACUGAACGAUGAAAUGAUGUAGCCUACUAUUGUGUAAUUCACCAAACAAAUAAAUAAAAAUUAUUGACACGA
Carassius gibelio (silver crucian carp) is the source of this 536-nucleotide messenger RNA. It is a transcript of the gene hbbe3, whose product is annotated as hemoglobin beta embryonic-3. The record is from RefSeq and is a predicted model, not a curated record. Bases 14 to 457 code for a protein of 147 amino acids. Gene Ontology annotation, biological process: hydrogen peroxide catabolic process; oxygen transport. Gene Ontology annotation, cellular component: hemoglobin complex; blood microparticle; haptoglobin-hemoglobin complex. The transcript has 3 exons. Lineage: Eukaryota; Metazoa; Chordata; Actinopteri; Cypriniformes; Cyprinidae. Gene Ontology annotation, molecular function: organic acid binding; peroxidase activity; oxygen carrier activity.